This is a messenger RNA of Scleropages formosus (Asian bonytongue), 2862 nucleotides long. RefSeq names its product sodium/hydrogen exchanger 9-like. The transcript has 16 exons. NCBI's taxonomy places the organism in Eukaryota, Metazoa, Chordata, Actinopteri, Osteoglossiformes, Osteoglossidae. Gene Ontology annotation, biological process: proton transmembrane transport; regulation of intracellular pH; sodium ion import across plasma membrane. Gene Ontology annotation, cellular component: recycling endosome; plasma membrane. Gene Ontology annotation, molecular function: sodium:proton antiporter activity; potassium:proton antiporter activity. The coding region runs from base 69 to 1955 and encodes 628 amino acids. The record is from RefSeq and is a predicted model, not a curated record.
ACCAGGGAGCGCAGUGCUCGCGCCACACCGUGGCACGUGUUCCGGUGGUUCUGCAGGUGCGCGCAGAUAUGGCGAGCGGGCUCGAGAGGCAGCGGCACCAAAGCGCCGAGCUGCUGCUGCUCACCGUGACUCUGAGCGCGAGCGUGCUCACGGCGCGGCUCGUGCGGGCGGCGCGCGCCAAGCGCGAGUCGGGGCUGAGGCGGUGGCUGCCGCUGCUGCACGAGAGCGGCGCGGCGCUGCUCUACGGGUCGGUUUUGGGUCUGGUUUUGAAGUGUGCCGCCUCUCCGUGGACAAGCGGCACCAGGAAUGUGCAUAACUGCGCGAGUCUGAAUGCAACGCCCCUCUCCGUGCUGCUCAACAUCACCGGCCAUGUUCACCAGUACCAGCACCUGAGAGAAGUCAGAGGUCCAAAUGACCGAACUGAACCCUUGAACUCAGUUCUUCAUAAGCUGAGUUUUAACCCAGAAAUCUUCUUCAAUCUGUUUCUGCCCCCUAUCAUAUUCCAUGGAGCGUACAGUUUAAAUCAGAGGCUGUUCUUCAACAAAAUUGGCUCUGUUUUGACAUUUGCAUUCCUGGGGACACUUAUUUCCUGUGGGAUUAUAGGGGCAUGUAUGUAUGGCUUUGUGAAGCUGAUGGUGCAGCUGGGUCAUGCCGCUGCUGGGGACUUCCAUCUGACGGACUGCCUCUUCUUCGGCUCGCUGAUGUCAGCCACGGAUCCAGUGUCGGUGCUGGCUAUCUUCGCCGAGCUGCAGGUGGACUCGGACCUCUACAUCCUGCUGUUCGGAGAGAGCAUUCUGAAUGAUGCCGUGGCCAUUGUACUGACGUAUGCUAUAUCCACCUACAGUACAUCCACCUUUGAAGCGAGCUCUUUCUUCCUCUCCAUCGGGCACUUUAUUGCGGUGUUCGCAGGAUCCUUUGGCAUUGGACUCGCGUACACCAUCGUUACUGCGCUGCUGACCAAGUUCAUGCAGCUGAACAGUCACCCUCUCCUGGAGACUGGGCUCUUCUUCCUGCUCUCCUGGAGCACCUUCCUGUCAGCAGAGGCCUGCAGUCUGAGCGGUAUCGUGGCAGUGAUGUUCUGCGGAAUCAUGCAGGCUCACUACACCUUUCACAACUUAUCUGCUGAAGCCAAAGUUAGAACCAAACAGCUAUUUGAGUGUCUGAAUUUCCUGGCAGAGAACUUUAUCUUCUGUUACAUUGGACUGGCCCUCUUCACAUUUCAGAAGCACAUCUUUCAAGUCGUCUUCAUAUGCGGCGCCUUUAUCUCCAUCUUGGUGGCAAGGGUGUGUAAUGUAUACCCUCUAUCUUUCCUGCUCAAUCUUGGUCAAAGAAACAAAAUUCCCUUCAGCAUUCAGCACAUGAUGAUGUUCUCAGGUCUACGCGGAGCUGUGGCAUUCGCCCUGGCAGCCCAGGACACCACCACAGAGGCCCGUCGAGUCAUAUUCAGCACCACACUGCUGGUGGUCCUCCUCACUGUCUGGGUACUGGGUAGCACCACCAUCCCGAUGCUGACAUGCCUGGAUAUCCGAAUUGGAGUAAAUCCUGAUGAAAGCCCCAGGGCAGAGCACUGUGACCAGGACCAGGUAACAGUGGCAGAUAGCCAUACACCACUGGAAGACCCCCAGACUCGAGUGUCCUGGUUCCGGCGGUUGUGCCAUAUCCUGGACAGCAAAUACCUCAGACCAGCGCUGACUCAUAGUGGGCCCCCACUGACGUCCACACUGCCGCUGUGGUGCACACCUGUGGCCAAACUGCUGACGAGUCCGCACGCGUACGAGAAUCAGGAACAGCUGAAGGACACGGAAGACAACUGCAGCUCAUUGAAGACGGACGUGACGGAGGAUAAACAGGGGUCUACAGGAGACAAAGCUGAGGUGGCCACACAGCAGCAGGACGAUCUUCUGGAAGGAGACCUGGGUCUUGGACAGUGUGCACCUCCUGCCUGGACAGAGUGACCACUUUGUCCACGUGAGAAGUUUCCAGAAUCUUUUUCACGAGAAGCCUGCUGCUGAGCACAGUGUCACAAAGUGCUGUAUUUUUUUGUUUUAAAAUGUCAGAUACUGUACACUGAAUAUUUUUUACUGAGAAAGAGUUUUAUUCUACUUGUGUUGCCCUUUCUUCCAAUUUAACUCCAUUUUAAAAUGAAUUUACUUAUAUUCUUUCAUUAAGUACAAAUAAACAACUCAGGUCUUUUACUAUGAAGGUUCUCAGUGAAAAGCAGAUUUCUUAACACACUACUGAUGGGUCUUAAUCGUUGCAGUACACCCCACCAGACACCAGGUACAGUUACGAUACAUAUACAGUACAUGUGUAUAUAAAAUACAUAACUGGUCACGCCAGACAAGAACAAAACUGUACUUGUCAUUCACAAUUCUGAAGAAGCAGCAGGUGGCCUGGUGAUUAAGAACUGCUGCCUUGCACUUGAAGGACCCAGGUUUGAAUCACACCUAAUUACUUCCUAAAGCACUUUGACCAGCUGUAGACAGCUUCUCCACUGGCAAGUCACUGGACUUCCCGCUCUGUGCAAACUCUCUUAUAUAUUUGUUAAAAUAACUUUAUUUUUCCAUUCCCUGCCUGUUGGCAUAAGCAACACAGUGUACAGUUUUCUCAUACAGUGUAUCUUGCACUACUAAAUGGGAACACCAGACAUUUUAAGCUAAGUUGGUAAUUGAAGCAUAACAAUAAACUGCCUCUAUGCAAAUAUAUAAUUUGCUGUAUCAGCAAAGUACAUUUUCAGUUCACAGCUUUCUGGAUAUUGCAAGGCCAAAAAAUACUUGACUUCAUGAAUAUCGUAGUUAUACUUCCCUUUUCUAUGCUGGUACACAUUUCCAUUGAUUUAUUUAUAGAACAUUUUAAAUUCUG